Drosophila willistoni is the source of this 1008-nucleotide messenger RNA. RefSeq names its product aurora kinase A (gene png). The transcript is spliced from 2 exons. Gene Ontology annotation, molecular function: ATP binding; protein kinase activity. The record is from RefSeq and is a predicted model, not a curated record. Bases 72 to 935 code for a protein of 287 amino acids. Gene Ontology annotation, biological process: protein phosphorylation. NCBI's taxonomy places the organism in Eukaryota, Metazoa, Arthropoda, Insecta, Diptera, Drosophilidae.
UGUGUGUUUUAUGUGAAAAAGUUAUUUUAGUUUUGUAAAGUGUUCAAUUUAAUUGUUUUAUGUAAUUAAUAAUGGAUCUAGGAGACCCAAAUUUGAGACCAAUACGUGUCCUUGGAGAAGGCUCUUUUGGGCGGGUGUUUCUCUGCAUUCAACACGAGGGACGACAUCAAAAGAAAAAUGUUUGCGUCAAGCGGAUUAUAAUUAAAAAUCCAAAGGCGGAAUUGGCACUAAUCAAAGAAGAGAUCUACAUAAUAUCACAACUUCGCCAUCCGAACAUUGUGCAAUUUAUACGAUCCUUCAACCAUGCCGGCACAGUCAAUAUAGUUAUGGAAUACGCUCCCAAUGGCACUUUGCGCAACGUCAUCCAACAAAAUAAAUUGGGAGUGGACAAGGCUCGGCUAUUGCAGUAUUUCACCGAUAUGGUCAUUGGCCUUGAAUAUCUUCAUAUACGUCAUGUCAUACAUCGCGACAUUAAGCCAGAAAAUAUGCUAUUAGAUUUGAAUAAUCGUGUCAAGAUCGCCGAUUUUGGUAUAUCAAAUGUUCAUGCACCAUCAAAGCCAUCCCAAACAGGACUUGGGACUCCGCUCUAUAUGGCCCCAGAGAUAAUGUGUACCGAUGGCAAGAUUGAUUUUAAAUCCGAUAUUUGGUCAUUGGGCUUGGUUAUAUAUGAACUAUGCAUUGGACGAAAUCCAUUUGCUAGUCUACUUAGGCCGAAUGCCAGCGUCCAGAGUGUCCAUAAUGUAGUGAUGGCCUUGAGUAAGCCCAAAUUAGAUUGCCAAUUGAUGCGAAUACGCUAUGAUCCAAUUUGGCCCAGAAUUUGUGAACAAAUGGUCGUCUAUGAGCAGGAGAAACGCAUUUGUUUGCCUGACCUAUUAUCUAUGGAUUCGUUUAUUACUUUAACCGUCUAUAAGCAAUAUUUUAAUUAUAGUUAUUAGUUAAAAGUGAUACAAAAUCUUAUUUAUGCCCAUUAUCUAUGAUUCUUCUAUAAACGAUCUUUAAGAUUUCUUA